AUGGCCACAACAAACACCACCACCGUUAAAAAUACACCUGAAGAUAAACAGAAAAAAAAUGAAAAACGCGCAAAACGUAAUAGUUUUAAACGUAUUAAAAAAGAAGGCGAAAUUUUUGUAAAAAGUUUAUUUGGCAAAGAAAAAACUGAUAAAUCUAACAACAAGAAACAAGACUUUGUGCCUCCAAGCCCUCGAACAAAAUACGGAAAAACACGUGGUAAUGAUGAUCAACAAAGAGUAAAUACUUAUCCAGUAUCAGAUGAUGAUAAUUUAAAAUCAAAAACAAAAGCUCGUAAUAGACUUAGUAUAAAUUUGGCUGACCUUAUUAAAUCAGAUGAUGAUAAAAAAGAAAUGGAAAAAAGACGUAGAACUUUUCAUUUCACCGAUAGUCAUAAAGAUAUAGAUUUUGCCGUUGACAACAUUAAUGAUAAUUCUUCAUCAGAUCCAAAAAAUGUUCCUACUAUAAAAACAAAUCUUAACCCGAUAUUAUCCACCACUCAAUAUGAUUCUCCAAUUGUUGAAACCCUUCAUAUCAGUAGUGCAUUUUCACCUAUCACCAACAUGAGUAACAAAGAUGAAAAGACAAUUAUUCAAAAUGACAAUUUAAUUACACCAGUACAAAAUCUUGCAAGAGAAUCAACAAAUGAUGAUAGCCAACGAAGCUUACAACAAUCAAGAUUUACAGACGAUUCAUCGAGAAUUAGCACUUUUUUCUCAGACUUCUUCAACUUCAACUUUUUCUCUGACAACACAGAAUCUUCACCAACAACAACAUCAAGUUUAUACAAAGAACACCCUUGUCGAUACAUUGGUGGUUAG
Messenger RNA from Entrophospora sp. SA101, 819 nucleotides. The record is from the annotation of a GenBank genome assembly. NCBI's taxonomy places the organism in Eukaryota, Fungi, Glomeromycota, Glomeromycetes, Entrophosporales, Entrophosporaceae.